AUGGAGGGCCACGCUGCGCAGCAGGGUCCACGAUCCAUUGGUCCCCAGGAGCAACCACGUCCAUAUCUCUGCAUGAGUAACCUUCCUCGCCUUCAGUUUCUUCAGAGCAGACUUUUCGGCAAGAUUGAAGCCAUCAAGAGGGAGAAAUUAGGUUUGCAUUACCGCGAGCUGCCAGCCAAAACGCACGGCCCUGAUUGGUUUGAUCGGCUGUUGAAUAUGCCAAGCCGGCUUGGCUCGAAAAUGUCUGCGUGA
Coccidioides immitis RS is the source of this 252-nucleotide messenger RNA. RefSeq lists its product as uncharacterized. The record is from RefSeq and is a predicted model, not a curated record. The coding region runs from base 1 to 252 and encodes 83 amino acids. Lineage: Eukaryota; Fungi; Ascomycota; Eurotiomycetes; Onygenales; Onygenaceae. The transcript is spliced from 2 exons.